This is a messenger RNA of Harpegnathos saltator (Jerdon's jumping ant), 975 nucleotides long. It is a transcript of the gene Naa40, whose product is annotated as N-alpha-acetyltransferase 40. Gene Ontology annotation, molecular function: histone H4 acetyltransferase activity; histone H2A acetyltransferase activity; protein N-terminal-serine acetyltransferase activity. Bases 268 to 870 code for a protein of 200 amino acids. The transcript is spliced from 4 exons. Gene Ontology annotation, cellular component: nucleus. The record is from RefSeq and is a predicted model, not a curated record. Lineage: Eukaryota; Metazoa; Arthropoda; Insecta; Hymenoptera; Formicidae.
UGUUGCAAAUACUUUAGACUUUAAUCUGUAAAUAUAUGGUGAUGUAAAUUGAAAAUGAUGUGAGAAUAAUUGGUUAGGCGAUUCAACGAAUGAAUGAAAGUACUCUAAUAGGAUUUUGAUUACAUCUUUUGUUUAAUUGCGAAAUUAUUUACUUAUAGUUGUUCUAUUGUUAUAGUAUACAAUAAGAUACUGUGUACGAAAUAUUGCAUGUGCGUAAUUGAGCAACAUUCAAACCAAUAGGCGGGAAACUUAGAAUUUGAAUCAAUCAUGAAGAGAAGAGCCAGAAAAACAAGACGUCAGAUUUUGGCAGAGAAGACAGCAGCGCAGCAGCUGCUGAUCAAUAAGGCAAAUGCAUUAAUGAAUCCUUUGGAUAUUCUACCAGAAUUCCAUGAAUAUGUCACCAAGGAUGAUGUGAUAAAAAUAUCUUGUAUCAGAGCUAAGAAUGCACAACCAGAAUGUCGUUCUUGGAUAUUCGAUAUCACAGAGAGAAACGUGAAGGAUAUGUACAAACAAUCUAGUUGGGGCUGGGAUGCAGCUGAGAAACAAGCAGAAUUGACAGAGGAAACAGCUUGGUAUCUGAUAGCAUCGCGUGAUGAUAAGUUUUUAGGAUUUUCACAUUUCCGAUUUGAUAUCGAUCAUGGUGAUGUAGUAUUAUAUUGGCGCAGAGGACUCGGCCGUUUUAUGAUGUCAGCCUUGGAAUCUAUGGCAAGUCGGAAUCAGAUGCAGAAAGUUGUCUUAACUGUUUUCGCGCACAAUCCGACGGCGAUACAAUUCUUUUUCGCACUUGGAUACAAAUUAGACCAUACGAGCCCACCCGCUUCGGCGAAAUUGGAUUACAUGAUCUUGAGUAAACAAAAUUUACGCGGAUAAAUAGAAAGCAAUACUCACCUACGACAAAAUAUUUUCUUCCCGAUUAAGAUUGCGUCUUGUGAAACAAGAUCGGUAGUAUUUGAUGUGGGCACAAGUUUAUAACGG